Phasianus colchicus (ring-necked pheasant) is the source of this 750-nucleotide messenger RNA. RefSeq names its product small integral membrane protein 11 (gene SMIM11). The record is from RefSeq and is a predicted model, not a curated record. Lineage: Eukaryota; Metazoa; Chordata; Aves; Galliformes; Phasianidae.
CAGUGUACACAUCUGAAGCACUCAGCCAACAACCCAGCUCUGGCGUUUCCCCGCAAGCCCGCUACCAACACCCCCAGCCCCGACACGGGGCUAGAGAAGGGGCUGCCGAGCCGAGCUGAGCCGAGCCUGGCCGGGCCGGGCGCUGCUGGGAAAUGUAGUUCGUCUUGCCUUCCCGCCCACAACAAUGGCCGCCCGCUGAGCAUUUGGAACGUGCGAGGAGCUGCUGAAGGAAUUGUUAAUAUUUCCAUUGCAGCUUCGGCAGAUGCUUCUGCCCUGGAUUGUGCCUUUAGAAGUGUGACACUCAUCGGUGCUGGACACAGCCUGCUUCAGAACAGGCAUUAUCAGCCUUCAGCCAAGAUGGUGGCAUUUAACUUGAAGGCUUUGGAGAAUUUCCCAUUGCUGAUGUACAUCUUGGCAGCUAAAACGUUGAUUCUUUGCUUAGCAUUUGCUGGAGUUAAAAUGUACCAGAGUAAAAAAAUUGAAGAAAAAUUGAAGAGGGAACGUGAAGAGAAAUUGAAAAGAGAAGCAGAGAAGAAGGGUGAUUAAAGAAUCUCUCAGAUUCUGUGACACUUGGCAGCUUGCUUGGAUUCCUUUCCUGGGAGAACGAAGGCUUCCUGUAGAUGAAGGAUGUGUCGAAGGAAUAAAACCCUCCGGAGUAACAUUCACUUAAAUUGUAUCUCAACUUUUUGUAUGUACAGCAAAAUAUCUAAGCUUCUAUUUAUGCAAUAAAGAAAACAUUUGUAAAAAAAA